AUGGAACAUGCCCAUUUUUUUUUCAUCCUGAACGCGGAACCGUUUAUUCUCUAUUUCUAUCCAUUACAACCUGCUGCUUCUAUCUAUCUAUCUAUCUAUCUCUAUUUAUAUAUAUAUAUCAUUCCCUCUAUAUCUAUCUAUCUCAUUCACUUCAUAUCUAUCUAUCUAUCUAUCUAUCUGUCUACUCUCUUCUCCCUCUUUUCUCUCUCUCUCUCUCUCUCUCUCUCUCUCUUUCUCUUUCUCUCUCUUUUUCUCUCUCUCUCUUUCUCUCUCUCUCUCUUUCUCUCUCUCCCUCUUUCUCUCUCUCUUUCUCUCUCCCGCUUAUCCACGCAUUUUCCUCACCCCGUCGCUCUCAAACACACACAUACACAUAAACAUGAACACUUCUCACAUUACCCUCUCAGCUGUCCAACUUUCUUCCAUUUCUCUCUCUCUCUCUCUCUCUCUCUCUCUCUCUCUCUCUCUCUCAACACACACACACACUUAAUAAUGCCAAAUGCAGUAAUCCUGGACAGCCGAGUGACUACGUCGGACUGGACGGUUGCCAGGGACGCAAAUUCUAUCCCCGACUUCCUUUUCUCCUCUUCACGGCUUAUGUGCUAUUCGCUGAGAGACUUACUCGUUCGCCAUCUUUCUUUUCUUCCGUUUUGA
Acanthosepion pharaonis is the source of this 651-nucleotide messenger RNA. NCBI's taxonomy places the organism in Eukaryota, Metazoa, Mollusca, Cephalopoda, Sepiida, Sepiidae. The record is from the annotation of a GenBank genome assembly.